Caenorhabditis bovis is the source of this 636-nucleotide messenger RNA. Lineage: Eukaryota; Metazoa; Nematoda; Chromadorea; Rhabditida; Rhabditidae. The record is from the annotation of a GenBank genome assembly.
AUGUUCAACGGCAGCAGUAGCAACAUCAGCUAUAGUAUGCCUAUUGGCUCGGAAUCAACCGUCUUGCAGCAAAUUCUGCACUACAACAAGCAAAUGGAGCAAAUCAUGAGCGGAUUUCGUGUCGAAGAUUUACUCUCAGCGGAGUUGAUCAAUGAUACUUCGAAGCCAGCACAUGAAAAUACUGAAUCAAAACCUGCUACAAAACCUCUUAAGACAAGACGGUCUAGAACUGCAUUCACUUAUGAGCAAUUAGUUGCUCUUGAAAACAAGUUCAAGACGUCUCGUUACUUGAGCGUUUGCGAGCGCCUCAACCUUGCAAUGCAAUUGCGUUUGAGCGAAACACAAGUCAAGAUUUGGUUCCAAAAUCGGCGCACCAAAUGGAAAAAGCAUAACCCAGGACUUGACGCCAAUUCACCACCAACUCCGCCGUCUUCUGAUGAGCAAACAACAUCGAAGGAAAGCCCGUCUUCUAGCAAUGGUUCCGCUAUCAAUCCAUUGCUUAUUCCGUCGCUUCUCCAACCGAUAAAUCAACGAAUGAUGUCUUCGCCACUGUCAACGUCAGCAGCGGUUUCCGUACCCUUCGCGCUAUACAACCUGAACACCCUUCUAAUGCAACAAAAAUUGGGUUACUCCUAA